Messenger RNA from Dermacentor silvarum, 2022 nucleotides. RefSeq lists its product as uncharacterized. Lineage: Eukaryota; Metazoa; Arthropoda; Arachnida; Ixodida; Ixodidae. The transcript has a single exon. The record is from RefSeq and is a predicted model, not a curated record. Bases 1 to 2022 code for a protein of 673 amino acids.
AUGCGGCGCAGUCGCAGGCAGCGCGAGCGUCUCCUGAAGAUUCGCGAGACGCGCGAGAAGUUCCUGGAAGGUGGCAGCGCCAGCAGCGGCAGCGUGUUCGGCAGGAAGCGACGCGGCGUACAGGCUCGCAGGAGCUCCAUCAUGGCCUUAAAGGACGACAAGAAAUUCAGGAAUGCGGCCGGUGGAGGUACGCCGCUGACGGAUAUGGAAGGCGUCGCCCCCACGCGAGCCGUCGUCAUAGAUGUCUCCUCCGGGUCGCCGGCCUCCGAAGGGAGCUCGGAAGACGAGGACGACGCGGCGGGUGUCACCCGGAAGAGCAGAGAACUUAUCAAACCCGAAGAGCUGCUCGCGGACAACGACAGCCUGCAGACGUUCAAGGACGUAUGCAGUCCCCGCAAGAAAGGCCUCGCAUCCCCGCCGCCGGGAGUACACGGGCCGUCAGAGUCGCAGACCGAGACCGCGUCUCUCACCAGCACUGCGGCGGCGGAUCAAGCAGCAGUCUGCAAUACGCCCCCACCCAAGAAGCUGGCAGAACCGUUCGCGGGUGCGAAGUCGCCGAGGAAAUCUGCUCUCCACAAGCGCAAGGCGUCUAGGAGAGCUUCCGUAGUGUCGCGCAGCGCCGGCGAGAAAGUGACAAAGCCAGCGCCAGCAAUGUCACCGUCUGUCGCGACGAUGGACUCGUCGUCCGCGGUGGCUGGUAAAGCGAGCCCGCCGCAAGGCGACUUCUCUUCGGCAACAAGCUUAUUGAGCACCAAGGAGCCCAUCACGUGUGACAAACGCACUGCGCCUGCGAGCCCGGCCGAAAGCGUCGCGAAGAAAGACAAGGCUAAGCGACGAAAACCGAAGGCCAGAAGCCGCAGGAAGAAAGCGAGGGAGAAGGUGUCAAAAGCCGCGUCCGGCGCAGGAGCGAAAUCGCCCGCUACUCUUGAGGCCUCGUACACGGGUGGCGAUGUGGAUUCAGGUGCCGUCAGCGAAGAUAAGCCGCGUAGGAAGCAAGGAACUGCCGGAACCCCUUCGCAAGACAAAGAGCGCUCCCGUGUUGCAAGACCUCCAAUCGCCAGCAGGGUGUCUUCACUUUCUACUGGCGCAACCGCUCAUUCACAGGCUGCUGAAGCUGCGCGAAGCGAUGCAAGCGCGCAGAGGCAGUCGUCUGCUGGCAAGGGCAGUCAUCUCGGCGCGAAAACGAUCAAACAAGACAGAACUGUCACGCCGAAGACCGCAGUGCCACACGGCUUGAAGAAACGGACAGCGAGCAAACGGGAAGAACGCAUCGCCGAAGCCAAGCCGUCCGCACAGACUCCGGUGGACGCUCCGAGAAGUAGCGAGGCUGUCGGGAUAUCCGCAGCGGUUAGUCGUGAAGAGACCGGCGUGCAUAAAAGGCACGCCAAGAAGCACAGGACCUCCAAGUCGCCAGCCCGUGUUGUCGAGACAUCUUGCGGAGCGGCCACGUCGGCUAGAGACACCGAACCAGAAAGACCCAGCACGGUAACCCCACGCCCUGCAGCGUCUCCCGGCAGUGCCGAGAGGGUCUUCGACGAAGUCGUGGCCGUCCGCCACCAUCGUCGACGUAGCCACGGCGGGUCCAAUAAGCACGCCAAAGAGGACGACCGCAGGCGGCGCUCCACAAAGGCAAAGGGACACCGCCCCGUGGAAUCCACGUCGCCGGCGACCGGCGGCGAACUUCCGUCGGCGACGCUCGCCAACGUGACUGCUGACGUCGGCGGCGGCCCAUCCAGGGUCAAGGACUGCGCCGCGGCGACGGCACGCACGGACGCCUUUGCCGAUUUGACUACGAGCGUGGUGUCUGCGCCGUCGCCGCGUAGCCGCGUCGUGCCGCCCACUGCAGACGGAACACUGUCGGGCACCGACACGAUGUUCUCGUUGGGCGGCGAGAGGCGUCCACCCAGGGCGACGACGGCCGUCAGGGGCGACGACGUCACCGUCCACAUGGACCUGACCAGUCGCAACAGGGCGGCCAUGUUCUGGCCAUUUGGCCGCAGCGGCCACAAGAAAAAGAAGUGA